UUCAAAGAGCAGGGUUACAUAAACUCUCAGAAGCUGCCAAGAGACCAGACACUUGUGUGAAGCCUGGAAGACAGCAAGUUCUGCUGUGUAGAAAAGAAGCAAAACCCUUCCCAGAGUCCACCUGGAAGCAGAGACUCUGAGGACCUAUCCAUCAUGGUGCCUGGGCUCUGCCUGCUGCUGCUGCUGCUGCCUGCGCUGCUGGGGGCCUCUGAGUCCACCCCGGAGCCCUGCGAAUUAGUUGAAUUAAAUGACGUCGAUGAUGGCUGCUUCUGCAACUUCACGGGUCCUCAGCCCGACUGGAACAGCGCUACCCAAUGUAUUGCUGCCGCCGAGGUGGAGGUCCGCGGCGGCGGCCACGACCUGGAACCAUUCCUGAAACUAGCCGACAUCGACCCAAAGGAGUACGCCCACGUGCUGAAGGCUCUGCGCUUGCGGCGGCUCACGGUGGGCAACGCGCGGGUGCCGGGGCAGCUCCUGGUCAGCGCCCUGCGUGGGCUCGGGUUCUCCCGCCUCAAGGAGCUGACGCUCGAGGACCUGGAGGUAACCGGCACCCUGCCGCCGCUGCCUGUGGACAACACGGGGCCGGCGCUCUCCACCCUCCGUCUCCGUAACGUGUCGUGGCCAACCGGGGCUGCCUGGCUCGCGGACCUGCAGCAGUGGCUCAAGCCGGGCCUCCGGGUGCUGCGCAUUGCGCAAGCACACUCGCUGGCCUUUCCCUGCGCACGGCUCCGCCCCUUCCCGACCCUCACAAACCUAGAUCUGUCUGACAAUCCUGCGCUGGGGGAACGAGGACUAAUUAAGACCCUGUGUCCUCACAAGUUCCCGGCGCUCCGGGAUCUAGCUCUGCGCAACGCGGGGGUGGAGACGCCCGGCGCUGUGUGCGCUGCGCUAGCGGCGGCGGGCGUGCGACCCCACAGCCUAGACCUCAGCCACAACGCGCUGCGGACCCCUGCCCCGGCCGCUCGCGGGUGCGUCUGGCCCAGCACUCUGAACGCUCUCAACCUUUCCUUCGCCGGGUUGGAGCAGGUGCCCAAGGGACUGCCAGCCCAGCUCAGCGUGCUCGAUCUCAGCUGCAAUCUGCUGAACAGUGAGCCACGCCAGGACCAACUGCCCAAGGUGAAAAACCUGAUACUGAAAGGGAAUCCCUUUCUGGAUCCCGAAGCCUUCAUGCACCAAGGAGACCCAUCAAACUCUGCCGCGGUAUCAGCCUGUGCGAGUUCGGCCCUGACCGCGGGGGUGUCAGGAACUCUGGCGCUGCUUCCAGUUGCGAGGGGCUUCGCCUAAGGCCGGAUAAAGAAAAAUGAAUUGACUCAGGGAGUCCCGGCUCCUGAGGAGCCACGACAGGAUGUCUCAACCAACAAACCCUUUGCCCUGCCUUUAUUAAAAAGUUUAACGUGGGCCUCCCCUGGUGGCGCAGCGGUUGAGCACUGGGCUGCGAAGCUGCCCGCAACCUCUGCAGCUCCAGUUCGAUCCCCGGCCGCCAGCGAAGGUCCCACAUGGCGAGCGGACCUCUCCUGCCACCCACUGCUCCCCUCAGUAGUGUAUUUCGUCAGUCUGCCUGCUCUGCUCCCUGCUCUGGCUCUGGUGAAUUCUCUCACCCUCCCGGCUUCUGAUUGUACCCAGUGCUUGUAUAAAUUAAAACAACAACAAAAAAAGUUUAACGAGGGCCUCCCCCCUGGCUCAGGGGUUAAAGUCUCAGUGCUAUCAAGCUAUCGCCAGCCACUGCAGCAUGAGUUUGAUCCCCAGCCAGGGAGCUACCCACACGGUGCAGCAGACCUCUCCUGUCUCACCCCACUGCUCCCCUCAGCAGUGUAUUUCAGUGGAUCCACCUGUUCUCUCCCCACUCUGUCUCUGGUGGGUCAUCUCACCCCCAACACCUCUGGGUUCUUGUAUUCAUAAAUAAAUAAAAAUGAAUCUAAAUCAAAAUGAAUCUUUUUAAAAAAAUAAAAUGUCA
Talpa occidentalis (Iberian mole) is the source of this 1954-nucleotide messenger RNA. RefSeq names its product CD14 molecule (gene CD14). NCBI's taxonomy places the organism in Eukaryota, Metazoa, Chordata, Mammalia, Eulipotyphla, Talpidae. Gene Ontology annotation, biological process: positive regulation of type II interferon production; toll-like receptor 4 signaling pathway; positive regulation of type I interferon production. The coding region runs from base 154 to 1284 and encodes 376 amino acids. The transcript is spliced from 2 exons. Gene Ontology annotation, molecular function: lipopolysaccharide binding. The record is from RefSeq and is a predicted model, not a curated record. Gene Ontology annotation, cellular component: lipopolysaccharide receptor complex; external side of plasma membrane; membrane raft.